Coregonus sp. 'balchen' is the source of this 8975-nucleotide messenger RNA. Lineage: Eukaryota; Metazoa; Chordata; Actinopteri; Salmoniformes; Salmonidae. The record is from the annotation of a GenBank genome assembly.
AUGAGUUCAUUUUGCAUAUGCCAGUUGCAAGUACAGUAGAUACAGAAUUGUAACGUGAAUGCUACACUUCACUGUCCCCACAGUACAUUACCACAGAUUUUUCUUCUAGCCCAGCACUUGCUAGUCAAACACUGGAUUCAACUAUAUUCAACUAGUUAGCUAGUUUAAUCAGGUGUCUUAGUGCUGGGAUAUAACAAAAAAUGUGUGCACACCCUGGGGUGGGUCCAUGGGGAAACACUGAGCUACUUGUCAACUGUGUGUGUGUGUUUCAGGCACCAUGCAGUCCAGGCGGUGGUUUGGCGGGGCUGGGUUUAGCUUUGCAGAUGACCCAGUCACGGAGACGUUGUCCCAGGCCAUCCGAGGCACAGGAGAAGAGCUGGACCGAGAGCCAGACGCCGGGGUGCUGUUUGGCAGCCUACAUGGGAGCGUGGUAGGCCUCCGGUAUUAUACCGGCGUGGUAAGUAGCUAUCUAUCUACCAAAAGGUCAAGAAAAACUCCUUGCUAAAUCCGUUAAUCUUCAAUUGUUCCAGGAGUUUGUCCUGAACACUCUUGGCUUUAGGCUGACUAACAUCUUGCUACUUUCACUUAUGUGUCACAAAUAGGCCUUUAGAAUUAAUGACCCUAUUAUGUGUGGGUAGGUGAACAAAGGGGAGAUGGUGUCUCUGGUGCGUCAGCCUCAGAACCCGUUCGACCGUAACGCGGUGAUGGUGGCAAACGUCUAUGGCAGUCAGGUGGGGCACAUCAAACGAGAGCUAGCCGCAUCGUUGGCUAACAUCAUGGACAACAACUUCGCCAGGGUGGAAGGGUGAGUGAGAGCAGGGAUGACCGUGCCCAUGGGUCCUGUCAAAGUUCAUGUAGAGGUCCAUGGAUCAGUGUUUCUAACUGAUUAGCAGCCGUGUGUGUGUACAAGCCAAGGUGAUGAGCUGUUUUGUGUGUGUGUUUAGGGUGGUGCCGUUCAGAGUGAACAACCAGUUCACCAUGCCUGUAGUUCUAUCCUUCUGGGGGAGAGAGGAGAACAGAGAUGCAGUGGUGAGGCAGCUAACUUCACGCGGAUUCAAACUGCAGACUGGGCCUACAGGUACACACACACAUGCUGACACAGGUACACUCAUAUCCUCCUCCUGGGCAAUCUCUUGUCUCACUGUGUGUGUGUGUGUGUGUCUCAGUUGGGAAAAGUAUCAUGCGUGUAGACGGUUCCAGAGAUCCGCCCAGGAAGACUGUCCUACUGACUGCAGAAGAGGUAUUAUACUUCCAACCAUCUGCUUCCCAAAUGGCUCCCUAUUUAGUGCACUACUUUUGACUGGGGGAUGUAGGGAAUAAGGUGCCAUUUUGGUCACAGACCCUAUACACUAAAACAAAUAAACUUAGGCUACAUACAGUAUAAAGAUGAACACUGAGAUAUUUAAAAUGAUGAUUACCCACAUCUGGGUUGUCGUAUCACGCCGUUUCCUUUCCUCCCCUCUCCUGCAGUUGAAGAAUGCAUUUGACAAUUUAUUUGAAAACCUGAUGGAGGAUAAGAAUGGAGAGAGGGAGGCAGCGGAGGUGAGUGCAUGUGUACUUGUACGUGUGUGUGUUUGAGAAAGAGAGGAGCGGGAGAGAGUGUGGAUAAGACAGGAAAGGAGGAGGUAGAAAUCAGAAUAGACUCAUGGCUAUUUGUGUGUGUGUGUGUGUGUGUAUCUGUCCAUCUACAGGCGGUGUGUACUCCGCUGCUGCCCCACCAGAAGCAGGCUCUGAGCUGGAUGUGUGUGUGUGAGAACAACACGGCGCUACCCCCCUUCUGGGAGGAUAAGGGGGGGCUGUUCUAUAACACACUCACACACUCCUCUGUUAGGGAGAGACCACUGAGGGUCCGGGGGGGCAUACUGGCUGACGACAUGGGACUGGUGAGACGAACACACACACUGAUUACUGACAAUGUACAGUACACAAACACACACACCCUUCCCCAUCACCACUGUGGUUUGUGUUUUCAGGGGAAAACGUUGACCACCAUCGCUCUGAUCCUCUCCAACUUCCACCACGGGAAGCCUCUGUGUGAACCGGUAAGUGUUCUGAUCUGAAGUGGGUUUCCUUCGUGGCCACUGAUUGGUGAAAGGAUUAGGUGAUAGAUUUCUCACAUCUGUUCAGAUCAGGGUUGGGGUGACUGGGUCAAUUCCAUUUUUAUUUCUCCAGUCAAUUCAGAAAGUAAACCCAAUUCCAAGUUUUCCUUCUUGAAUUGAAAUGGAAUUGACCCCAACACUAGUUCAGGUCAGCUGUCAUGAAGUGAAGACAACAGCCUCUGUGCAUGCAUCUCUGAAUGUCCUGUCAGUGACCUGUGUCUCUAUAUGUCUCUAGGAGAUGUCUUCCCCUGAGCCAAAGGCCUAUACCACCGCAAGGAAAACCCCUGAAGGUAAGUGUGUGUGCUCAGACAUUUCAGGUGCCUGCUCUCGCUCUCUCUCACUGAUGUUGAUUCUCUCUGUCUCUUGUCUGUCUGUCUCUUGUCUCUUGUCUGUGUCUCUUGCUCAGGGAAGAGUGGAGAUGGGGAUCAGGCAGAAGCGUCUGGGGCUCCCGCUGGCCACUCCCCUUGUAAGAGGUAGGUUAGAGCCUUAGCAUAUAGCUCUCUGCUUGCGUAUGUUAUCACCUCUGGUUUCUGUCAGGACAAAUUGUGUGUGUUUCAGAGCCAGUCAGGCUGUACCCCAGGUGUUGUGUGUGGACAUGGUGGAGGAGGAUGGGGACGAGGACUGGGUGCCUGAACAGAAAGGUAGAAGUCCCUAAUACACACACUACUACUGUUUGUGUGAGCACAUGCAGACUCAGCUGAACUAAUAUCUCUGUCCUUCACCACACAGCAAAGGGAAGGCCACAGGGAGGCAAAUCCAAGGCCACCCCAACAAAGAAAGGUAAAUCAGCUGUGCGUGUGAUUUUUGUCCCUGCUAAUGCCAUGUAUAUGUGGUGGUCUGUGCUGCAAUACAAUCCCAUCUGUCCUUUCAGCUGCUAAGACCAAAGGGAAAGCAGUCAGCACCUCAAAGAAAGGUAAGACAGCCGUCUUUACAAGUACUGGCAUUUAGGAUUUGAAAAAGAGUUUGUAAAAUGUCGCCUUAGGCUUUGCAUGCAAAGCUGGGUGUCACGUGUGUGUUUGUGUGUAGGGGGUGCUGUGUUGGAGGACCUGGACUUUGCAGCAGCUCUGAGUGGGUUAACACAGGGAGCUCCUCAGAAGAAGCGUGUCGGUGAGUUCAGUGGUGAAUAUAUGGUGGAUUUAUUAUAUUGCUCUGCCAUGCAGCAUUGAUAUACUGAUGGUCUGUGAGAACAUAGCUACACACAACCACACCCAUUUGAUGACUGCAUUCUUUGCUGUGUGUGUGUGUGUGUAGGGAAAGGUAAAAGUGUAGUUGCGCCGGUAGAAGCUUCCUCCUCCCAAAGCACAGACGACCCAGCAGCCAGAGCCACUCUCAUCAUCUGCCCCGUAUCAGUACUCAGCAACUGGCUGGUGAGAACACGCACACACACACACGGUCACUUUAACGCAUGCACACACACAUAGUCAGUCACUCUCACACACACACACUAACAUGUUAACUUGUGUUGUAGGACCAGUUGGAGCAGCAUGUGCGAGCGGACGUCAAGCUGAAUGUGUAUCUGUACUACGGCUCGGAACGCAACAGGGACACACACUUCCUGUCCUCACAGCACGUGGUCCUCACCACCUACAACGUGCUUGCUGCUGACCACUCGGUGGGUGGAGGGGGUGUGUGUAUUAUAGCUCUGGAUUUGGGACUGGUAAACUGCAACGCUCUCUCUCUCUGUCUCUCUCUCUGUCUCAGGGCAGUGCUAGUCCCCUCCAUGCAGUGAGCUGGCUGAGAGUGGUCUUGGACGAGGGCCAUGUUAUCAGAAACCCAAAUGCCCAGCAGAGCAAGGCCGUACUCAACCUAAACACACAGAGACGCUGGAUACUCUCAGGUACUAGCCCCACACACACACUGCUAGUGGAUAAUGUCAAGUGCUGACGUAGAACAUGUGAUAAGCCCACAGUGUCGUUUGUGUCCAGGCACUCCCAUCCAGAACAACCUGAGGGAUCUGUGGAUGCUGGUGGCGUUUCUGCGUCUGAAGCCGUUUGACGUCAGAGAGUGGUGGAACAGAGUCAUACAGAGACCUGUCACACAGGGGGACAAGACCGGCCUGCAGUCAGUACACACACAUAUUGUCAAUAACAGCGAGAGAGUCGUUCACAGAGUCAUGCUAGCUUGACUGACUGGCUGGCUCGUGGUUUUUAGAGCCCUCCUGCUAAAGUGGCAACAACUGAUCUUGACUUCAGCAUCUCACAUUUGUAACAAUGGCUGACACAACUCAAAUGUGUGUGUUUGACCCGCCGUGUGUGUGUAGGAACCUGCAGGCGCUAGUGAAAUGUAUCACGCUGCGUCGUACGAAGACCAGCCGUGUGUGUGGUCGGCCUCUGGUCUCUCUGCCAGAGAGGAGCGUCAGAAUAGAGGAAGUGGAGCUGACACAGAAGGAGAGGGAGGAAUACGAGCUGGCACGCACAGAGGGACGCACCACCAUUAGCAGGUGUGUGAUUGUGGCCGUGUGUGUUUUACCUGUGUGUGGCCGUGUGUGUUUUACCUGUGUGUGUGUGUGUGGCCGUGUGUGUUUUACCUGUGUGUGUGUGUGUAUAGGUACGUUGCAGAGGGGACCGUCCUCAGGAACUAUGCAGAUGUUCUGGCUAUCCUGGUCAGGCUGAGACAGUUCUGCUGCCAUCCUGACCUACUGGGCAAGACAACUACAUACACAGGUAACACGCAUAUAUGGGGAAAGCUAUUGUAACUUUUAUAACUGAUUGUUUUGCUGGUAUUUUGAAUAACCCACAUGCAUACAUUUCUAAUGAACCCCGUCCCUGACACCCCUCUUUCUCUCCCCCCCUCUCCAGGUGUGGUAGCUGUGACUCCUGCAGAGUUGAGAGAGCGUCUGAUAGUGAAGCUGAGGCUGGUGCUGGGCACUGGCUCUGAUGAGGAGUGUGCUGUGUGUCUGGACUCUGUCCGUCUGCCCGUCAUCACACACUGUGCACACGUCUACUGCAGACCCUGCAUCGCAGAAGUCAUACGCAGCGAGCAGGUAGCUAACUACACACACGCCAUGUCUCUCUCUCUCUCUUUCCAUUGAUGCAGGCAUUGCCCAGGGGCACUUAUUGUCUGUGUGUGUGUAGGAGCAGGCGCGGUGCCCCCUGUGCAGAAGCCAGAUCAAGGCCAGUGAGCUGGUGGAGUUUCCUCAGGAGGAAGAGGAGGAGGAGAGCAACCUCUUGGAGAACUGGAGGAGCAGCUCCAAGGUAACACACACACACACACACACCUGGAGAACCACUUUUAAGGUUACACACACAUUUGGACAUCUGGGGUAUAUUCAUUUGUGCAAACUGUAGCAAAAUGUUUAUUGGAAACGUUCAGGUAGUCCCUCCCUGUUUGGGUCUGUUUGAUUCCUACUGAAUACCACCCUGUAGAAAGUUGUCGUGCCUAUAAUUUUUGUUAUGUGUGUGUAUAUUACUGUAUGUUAUAUACACUACCGUUCAAAAGUUUGGGGUCACUUAGAAAUGUCCUUGUUUUUGAAAGGAAAGCAAUUUUUUUGUCCAUUAAAAUAACAUCAAAUUGAUCAGAAAUAAAGUGUAGACAUUGUUAAUGUUGUAAAUGGCUAUUGUAGCUGGAAAUGACAGAUUUUUAAUGGAAUAUCUACAGUGGGGAGAACAAGUAUUUGAUACACUGACGAUUUUGCAGGUUUUCCUACUUACAAAGCAUGUAGAGGUCUGUAAUUUUUAUCAUAGGUACACUUCAACUGUGAGAGACAGAAUGUAAAACAAAAAUCCAGAAAAUCACAUUGUAUGAUUUUUAAGUAAUUAAUUUGUGUUUUAUUGCAUGACAUAAGUAUUUGAUCACCUACCAACCAGUAAGAAUUCCGGCUCUCACAGACCUGUUAGUUUUUCUUUAAGAAGCCCUCCUGUUCUCCACUCAUUACCUGUAUUAACUGCACCUGUUUGAACUCGUUACCUGUAUAAAAACACCUGUCCACACACUCAAUCAAACAGACUCCAACCUCUCCACAAUGGCCAAGACCAGAGAGCUGUGUAAGGACAUCAGGGAUAAAAUUGUAGACCUGCACAAGGCUGGGAUGGGCUACAGGACAAUAGGCAAGCAGCUUGGUGAGAAGGCAACAACUGUUGGCGCAAUUAUUAGAAAAUGGAAGAAGUUCAAGAUGACGGUCAAUCACCCCCGGUCUGGGGUUCCAUGCAAGAUCUCACCUCGUGGGGCAUCAAUGAUCAUGAGGAAGGUGAGGGAUCAGCCCAGAACAACACGGCAGGACCUGGUCAAUGACCUGAAGAGAGCUGGGACCACAGUCUCAAAGAAAACCAUUAGUAACACACUACGCCGUCAUGGAUUAAAAUCCUGCAGCAUACGCAAGGGGGACAAGACCACACUGCUCAAGCCAGCGCAUGUCCAGGCCCGUCUGAAGUUUGCCAAUGACCAUCUGGAUGAUCCAGAGGAGGAAUGGGAGAAGGUCAUGUGGUCUGAUGAGACAAAAAUAGAGCUUUUUGGUCUAAACUCCACUCGUUGUGUUUGGAGGAAGAAGAAGGAUGAGUACAACCCCAAGAACACCAUCCCAACCAUGAAGCAUGGAGGUGGAAACAUCAUUCUUUGGGGGAUGCUUUUCUGCAAAGGGGACAGGACGACUGCACCGUAUUGAGGGGAGGAUGGAUGGGGCCAUGUAUCGCGAGAUCUUGGCCAACAACCUCCUUCCCUCAGUAAGAGCAUUGAAGAUGUGUCGUGGCUGGGUCAUCCAGCAUGACAACAACCCGAAACAGACAGCCAGGGCAACUGAGUGGCUCCGUAAGAAGCAUCUCAAGGUCCUGGAGUGGCCUAGCCAGUCUCCAGACCUGAACCCAAUAGAAAAUCUUUGGAGGGAGCUUCAAGUCCGUAUUGCCCAGCGACAGCCCCGAAACCUGAUGGAUCUGGAGAAGGUCUGUAUGGAGGAGUGGGCCAAAAUCCCUGCUGCAGUGUGUGCAAACCUGGUCAAGACCUACAGGAAACGUAUGAUCUCUGUAAUUGCAAACAAAGGUUUCUGUACCAAAUAUUAAGUUCUGCUUUUCUGAUGUAUCAAAUACUUAUGUCAUGCAAUAAAAUGCAAAUUAAUUACUUAAAAAUCAUACAAUGUGAUUUUCUGGAUUUUUGUUUUAGAUUCUGUCUCUCACAGUUGAAGUGUACCUAUUAUAAAAAUUACAGACCUCUACAUGCUUUGUAAGUAGGAAAACCUGCAAAAUCGGCAGUGUAUCAAAUACUUGUUCUCCCCACUGUACAUAGGCGUACAGAGGCCCAUUAUCAGCAACCAUCAGUCCUGUGUUCCAAUGGCACGUUGUGUUUGCUAAUCCAAGUUUAUCAUUUUAAAAGGCUAAUUGAUCAUUAGAAAACCCUUUUGCAAUUGUUAGCACAGCUGAAAACUGCCAGUUUUAUAGCUUAUUUAAUCAGCACAACAGCUUUUAGCUGUGCUAACUAAUGAUCAAUUAGCCUUUUAAAAUGAUAAACUUGGAUUAGCAAACACAACGUGCCAUUCGAACACAGGACUGAUGGUUGCUGAUAAUGGGCCUCUGUACGCCUAUGUAGAUAUUCCAUUAAAAAUCUGCCGUUUCCAGCUACAAUAGCCAUUUACAACAUUAACAAUGUCUACACUGUAUUUCUGAUCAAUUUGAUGUUAUUUUAAUGGACAAAAUAAUUGCUUUUCUUUCGAAAACAAGGACAUUUCUAAGUGACCCCAAACUUCUGAACGGUAGUGUAUAUUACUGUAUGUUCAUAGAAUCCGUACUCCUGGCGAAUGGUUUCAUGUGAGAUAAGAUUUGAUGGCUUCUAGCUACUGUAAUGCACAGCCUGAUCAACAAACGGUGUGUGUAGGUGGAUGCUCUAAUGUCUAGUCUGCUCAGACUGCGCAGUGAGGACGACAGCAUCAGGAGUCUGGUUGUCUCUCAGUUCACACGCUUCCUCACUCUACUGGAGAUCCCACUCAGGUAACACACACACACACACACACACAUACACACACACACACACACACACACACACACACACAGAACACAUUUUUUAUAUUUUAAUCCGGAUCACUCACACUCUCUGUCUCUCUCUCUCUGCCUCUAGGGAGGAAGGUUUCAAGUUUGUGCGUCUGGACGGCACUAUGAGCCAGAAGAGGCGGGCUCAGGUCAUCCAGGAGUUCCAGAGUGACGCCCCUGGCAGCCCAUUGAUCAUGCUGCUGUCACUCAAAUCUGGAGGGGUGGGGAUAAACCUCAGCGCUGCCUCCCGUGUCUUCCUCAUGGACCCAGUGAGUGUGUCAUCUGUUUAGCAAUCUACACUUUCCUCACACACAGACAUACACCUACACACUCUGACAUUUGUAUGUGUGUCUACAGGCAUGGAACCCAGCAGCAGAGGACCAGUGUGUGGAUCGGUGUCACCGCCUCGGCCAGAAGAGAGACGUUGUCAUCACUAAGGUCAGAGGUUACAGGGCUGCGGGUUGUGGGUAAUGUAGUCACUACGGUAUAUAGUUUUGGUGUGUAGUUUUAUAAUGGACACAGAGGCAGAAGCAGUGUGUGUGUGUGUACAUGCAAAUAUUUAUUGUGUGUGUGUAGUUCAUAGUGAAGGGCUCCGUGGAGGAGAACAUGGUGAAGAUUCAGAGGCAGAAGCAGGAUCUGGUGGAGAAGGCUUUUGGCACCAAGAACCCCAGUGAGAGGAAGACGUCGCGUGUUGAUGAAAUCCGAGCCCUGAUGGAGCUGUAGACGCAAGCACCAAAAACAGCACUACUUUUGAACAGAGCCCUAUCGGGCAGGCCGACGUGGCAGUUGACAACCUCCGUUAUUAUCCAUUACGUUUAGAGGGAAUGUUCUGCCAGCUGUGGGACCAAACACACACACAAUGCCCAUAGUUUAGAGCAGUUGUUCCUGAUACUGCAUAUGUGGGAAUAAAGUUUCUGUAAUAAAC